AUGGCCGACUACGCUCCUCCCUCAGGGCCUCCGCCGCCCAAGGCCCCCGAAGUCCCCGCUGGCUGGGCCGCCCGGUGGAACGACCAGUACAAAGAAUGCUCACUCGCCUCUCUCAGGUUCUACGUAAACAUCUACACCAAGAAGUCCCAAUGGGACAAGCCCACCAGUCCCGUCUUCCCUGACGGAGACGCCCCGCCUUCCGGGCCUCCUCCAGGCUACGACGGUCACAACGCUCCCCGCACGUCCGAUGCCAAGACGAACCCUUAUGGCGAUCAGAGCAACAACUUUGGAGGCUCAUCGUCAAGGCAGACGCAGGAAGACGAGGAUGCUCGCCUGGCAGCAAAGAUGCAGGCCGAAGAAAACGCCCGAGCUCGCAGCGCUUCUUCCAACCCUCCCGGAUACAACAACUUUUCCGGGGGUGCUGCCGAUUCGUACCGCCAGCAGAGCACCAGCCCGUACCCUCCCCCGCAAAGCAACCCGGGCGGUACACCCCAGCCGCAGCAGCAACAGACCGAGUCCAGAGGUCUCUUGGGCAAGCUGACCAGCAAGAUCGCUGGCAAGUCUCCCGGCGGCUUCCCCGGUGCCCCUGGCGCUGGCGGUUAUGGGGGCUACGGCCCUCCUCAGCAACAAUACGGCGCUCCUCCGGCUCCAUAUGGAGGAGCCCCUGCUGCCUAUGGCGGCGGAUAUGCUCCCGGAUACGGUGCUCCUCCUCCUGCCCCUUACGGCCAGCCUGCUUAUGGCUAUCAGCAGCAGCAAGCGCCUCCGAAGAGGAGCGGAGGUGGUCUCGGUUUGGCCGGAGGAGCUGCCCUUGGUCUGGCUGGUGGUGUUGUAGGUGGUCUGUUGAUAGAUGACGCGAUUGAUCACUUUGAAGACGAGGGAUAUGAUCGCGGCUAUGACCAAGGAUAUGACAAUGGGUUUGAUAACGGAUACGAUGACGGUGGCGGCGACUUUUAA
Messenger RNA from Trichoderma aggressivum f. europaeum, 954 nucleotides. RefSeq lists its product as uncharacterized. NCBI's taxonomy places the organism in Eukaryota, Fungi, Ascomycota, Sordariomycetes, Hypocreales, Hypocreaceae. The record is from RefSeq and is a predicted model, not a curated record. Gene Ontology annotation, molecular function: protein binding. The transcript is spliced from 3 exons. Bases 1 to 954 code for a protein of 317 amino acids.